GGAGGAGUCUAUCCCCUCCAAAACGGACGUCACGGACUGAAGUUCUGAAAAAAGUUUAACCUGUUCACUUCAUUUCAGCGAACUGUCGCUUUUAGCUCUAUUGAUAUAAACUCAUAGGCUGUACCGCUAUUAUCUGCCCCACCCAUGCUUAAAACCUCAAUGGCAUGAAACGGCCACCACCUCACCGCGCCCACAGGACUUUAUACACACAGUGUGCUGAUAUUCAUCCACAGGAGAUCACAUAGACACACAUCAGGAUGUAUCGACGCGCUCACAUUUGCGCUAGCCUCAUUGUUUUGGUGCUGUUUCAGUUCAGUGAGUCGUGUGAGCUGGGGCCUGUUCAUGCCUUUGUGCCUAAGAGACUGCCUGCCGGUUAUGUUAUCUCAAAAGGAACAGAUGAAUUAAAUUUAAAAGGCUGUGAAGGGGUCAGACCAGUGGCCUUCACUUCAAGCGAUCCAGACUUCGUUGUAAAUACAGAUGGAACCAUCAUCACAGUUCGUGAUAUGGUGAUCACCACAAAAUGGUUUUAUGUACUGGUGCAAUAUGACAGUGGUCUGCAAUCGAUUUUGGAUGUUACCCUGACAUGUAGAGAUGAGGACUCCCAGAAGUCCGUGGCGGUUAAGAGGCGUUUCAAGAGAAGAUGGAGACCUUUGCCUUUCUCUGUUCGUGAAAAUGACACUCCUCCAUUCCCUAAGGAUGUGGAAAUGAUUGCAUCCGACUCUUCUUUAAAUUACAACGUGUAUUAUGUGAUCAGCGGGCCGGGUGUUACGACAGAACCUGUUGGUCUGUUCCUGCUGGACAAGACAACCGGCAUGAUCCGUGUGACCAGGGCCGUUGACCGUGAACAGCACUCACAAUAUACUUUUAAGGCUCAGGUGUUUGACAAAAGUACUAAUAAAGAAACUGAUGAAUAUCUGCCCGUUAUUGUGAAUGUGGAGGAUGAGAAUGACAACGCCCCUGAGUUUUCCGGAAAUCGUGCUUUCACCGCGCAAGAACACUGCUCUGCAGGUACUUUUAUAGGGAUUAUAAAUGCCACAGAUAAAGAUCAAGCUGGAACCCUACACACCAAGAUCAAGUUUAGUCUAUUAAAUGCUACCGACUUGUUCGCCAUCAAUGGUGAGACAGGAGCAUUAAGUGCUAAAUCCAACACCUUAGAUAGAGAGGCUCAGGAGAAAGUCUAUGUUGGCAUUGAGAUAAGAGAUAUGAACGGCGCUUUAAAUGGGCUCUUCAACAGUGGGACUGCUGUGGUUACACUCACAGAUAUUAAUGAUAACCCACCCACUUUUAAAGAGAAGUUGUAUAAGGGUACGGUGAUGGAGAACCAACAAAAUGUGCAAGUUCUCAGAAUCUCAGUGGAGGACAAGGACCUAAUAAACACCCCUAACUGGAGGGCCCUGUAUGAGGUCACCAAAGGAAACGAGAGUGGCAACUUCAGGAUGGAGACAGACCCUAAAACCAACGAUGGGCUUCUCUAUGUUAUAAAGCCACUGGAUUAUGAACAAACUCCUUUGGUGAAGUUGCAAGUAACUGUCCGUAAUGAAGCUCCAUUGGUUGGGACUGCAGCCAGGUGGAACUCUGUGCCGGUGGAGCUCUCUGUGGGAAAUGAAGAUGAGGGUCCGGAGUUCAAUCCUUCCAUUCUACGUCUCAAAGUCAAGGAGAACCUUCCAAAUGGAACCGUCAUUGGAACUUACACGGCUCUGGACCCAGAGACCAAAAGCAGCAAGGGAAUCAAGUAUUCUAAGAUCACUGACCCAGGAAGCUGGAUUACUGUGGUGGAGAACACUGGAGAACUGAAAGUGGCCAAUACUAUUGACCGUGAAUCACCAUUGGUCUUCAAAGACCUCUACAACAUAACCCUGAGAGCAGUGGAUGAAAGUAAGAAGACAGGAACGGGAACGGUUAUAAUGCAGAUCGAAGAUGUGAAUGAUAACAUGCCUCUUAUUCCAACAUCCGAGAUGGUCUUGUGUAGUCAAGCUGAUAAGAUGGGCUCGGUCCUGGUCGAAGCUGAAGACAAAGACCAGUCACCUUACUCAACUCCUUUCAUUUUUGAACUCGGAGCAGAGAAUGAUGGCAAAUGGAAACUAAGGGAUACGACAAGUUCCUCUGUGGUGCUGGAACCGACUGAAUUCUUGCCCAACGGCCUGUACAGUGUACCGCUGUUGGUGAAGGAUCUGCAGGGAGUUGGGAAAGAGCAGACUGUGAAUGUGCGAGUUUGUUCCUGCGAGAGGCAGGAACAUGGUUUGGGAAUAUGUGGGGCUAGGAGCGCUUCUGCCUCUCUGGGAAGCUGGGGCAUCCUCGCAUUAGUUCUCUCUGGCUUGCUGCUGCUAUUGUUAUGUUUGUUGCUAAUCUUCAUAUGCAGCACUAAGAAAGAUAAAAUUUAUAUAAACGAUGACGUUGAUGGAACUGGUGGAAUGCUGCUUAAAUCCAACACUGAGGCUCCUGGUGAAGAAGUGAAAGAUGGAGCUUUGAUGAAGCUGCACAGUGCAGAUAUUAUGGACGGGUCAGUUAAUAACAUGGCUGUGGACAUUAAGAAUGUGGGUCUGUCUGGGAGUCGCUAUGGUCAGCAAUCUUUCCACGGUGGAGGCAUCUACAACAGCACCACACAGGAGUUUGGGACAGAGAAUAUCCGCUCAUCUGGCAUUUUCGAUACCAAUCUCUACGGCUCCAGCACCAUGAUAAGGAAGCAAGGAAGCAUGAACACUUUUAGACAUGGAACAUUGAAUGCGUGGAAAAUGAAUAAGCAGCUAUUGGACAAAAAACUGGCCUACCUUGGAGACGAAGAGGAGGGGCGGUAUGCAGAUGACCUGAUGAAGGUUUAUGGGAACGAGGGAGUGGGGUCUGCCGCAGGCUCUAUAGGAUGUUGUAGCAUGCUGGAACAGGAACAGGAUUCAUCAGACUUUUUAAACACUCUAGGACCAAAAUUCAGACCUCUGGCCGACAUCUGCACAAGGCCAACUCGUGGUGGGAAAUAAUAGAUUUGAUUGGCACAGAAGAGUACUUUAUUCCUUGGACCUUGAAACCACACUGCAAAAUAUAUAUUCACCAAUUUUAUUGUGUUAUUUUUAAGAAAUAUCCCAUUAUCCUUAUAACAAGAUUCAUUUACUUGAGAAGCAAAAAUCUUGAUUAAGGUAUAUCAAGAUAUAGAACCUUUAUAUUUUUGCGAUCCAAGUACAUUUAUCUGGUUAUAAGGAUGUUUAUUUUGUUUAGAUGCACGUCAGAUCUGUUGAUGAAGAAAAUGAGUUUUCAAAGGAGUGCAAGUUUUGCUGGAUUUAUUAAUGUGCGAGUGUUUCACCUUUUGUAUGAGUGUGUAAGUGUGUUACAACCAAACAAGCCUUUUAACUAUAUUUGCUAUACGUGGAUCUGCUUUGCACACCACACUUUAUCCUCACAGAGCAGAGAAGCGACAGGUUAAAUAUUAGUAUAAAGAAGAAAAGACGUUUGUAUUUUUCUGGUCAAUUGAAAUUCUCAGCUCUGUGAAGUAUUACCUAAGUCUAUAUUUACAAGAAAAUUAUGAAUGUGACACUUAAUAUUUUGGAUGUGUGGAGCAUUUCUCGUCUCAAAAAGCACUGACAUACACUAUUUAAAAUGAAGGUGCUAAAAAGGGAUUUUUGCAGUAAUCUCAUACCAUUUUUUGUUCCCCAAAGAAGCUUUCAGUCAAAGAUUCUUAAGCUGCGUGGACACCACCAGCGACUUUGUCACUGUGUGUCUCCCAUCUGUUUUGAUAAGAUCAAUAGGAGGCGUUACUGAGUAACGGAUAAUGUAUAGGCAGCCAGUUGUUAUCGCGGAAUUACUGUAAUCCCUGACAGUGUGAUCCAGACCCGGUGCGAACCCGAGUUUUUAUAUUAAAUUGAAGGGGCUUAUAUAUAACGGCUAUUUAUCUCAUAAGUCAGGUAACGAACAUUAAAUGUUGAUUUGAAAUAUUUAAUUAGCUAAUUUUAAACCAAUGCUGACCUUCCGCGAUGAACACUAUUUGGUUUAAUCAUUUGUAAAUAUAAUGUUAAAUACAGGCUAUUAAAAUACAUUCAUAUUUAAUUUUUGUGUAAUAUUAAACUGUACCUGUCAAAAUGAUUUGGAGCAUCCGGUUACCUGUGUUAUUAGUUUUGAGCGGUUGUUAUCUGGGAUUAACCAACCUGAGAAUGUUGCGGAUGGCCAAUUAGAAUUAAGCAUACCAACGAGCCGUGUAAUACUGUAAUUCUGGUCAGCCUACAAUUAUAAACCAAUGACUGACCAUCUGCAGUAACUGAAGAAAAACAGAUGACGUGAAAUCCUGUUGGUAGACGCUCCCAAAAGUCGUUCAUCAUUUGCACGAAGUUGAACUUUUCUCAAGUUGCUCAGCUUUUCGACAAAUUCCUGUUACCAAGGGUCACUGUCGCUCAUGUCGUCAAAAUGAUCCAUGUUUCCGUUAAAACGAAUGAGGUCAUGAUACUAGUCGUUGGCUGUGUGUACGCAGCUUUAGGACUAUUCCUACCUUUUACCCUACAGAUUCUUUAUGAAAGAUACAGCUCUUAAAUUAACAUUUGAGGAACCUUUGCUUUUUUGUAGUGUAAAGACUCACAAUUCAUCCUUAACCUGUGCGGUAUUACUGUAGUUUUGUUGUUUGACAACCUUAAAACUGCGUAGUUGUAAUUGUAUAGUGAUUUUAGUUAACAAAAACACUUUUUUGUAUGUAAAAUGUAAAACGCUGAUGCCUUAAAUCAGUGGUUCUCAAACCAUUUUUGGCAUGCACUCCCCCCUUUGUUUACAUGACUUUAAACGAUCAUGCAAUGUAUUGCUGUACUUAUAAAAUGUCAUAAAACUGUGUCCCCCCUGGCACAUCUCCUGCCUCCCAGUUUGAGAACCACUGCUUUAAAAAAAGAUAUAGGUGGAAGUAUAGAUGAAAUAACAACACUUAAAAGUGCAGAUUUUUUAUUUUCCAUUUUGUUUUAUUGUAAAGUUUUUAUUUCUUUUGUAUUUGCGGUAAACCGCAUCAAUAGUGUAACUAAUUCAUUUAGGGGAUGCUCUAAUGUCAGAUUUCUUAAGAGGAUAUGUUUUGUAAAUAUUUGAAUAAAAUUGUUGACAGACCCUGA
Misgurnus anguillicaudatus (oriental weatherfish) is the source of this 5066-nucleotide messenger RNA. RefSeq names its product desmocollin 2 like (gene dsc2l). Gene Ontology annotation, biological process: cell-cell adhesion mediated by cadherin; homophilic cell-cell adhesion; multicellular organism development. The record is from RefSeq and is a predicted model, not a curated record. Gene Ontology annotation, cellular component: plasma membrane; adherens junction; catenin complex. Lineage: Eukaryota; Metazoa; Chordata; Actinopteri; Cypriniformes; Cobitidae. Gene Ontology annotation, molecular function: calcium ion binding; beta-catenin binding; cadherin binding.